Molecule: messenger RNA, 1743 nt
Organism: Diaporthe citri
Lineage: Eukaryota; Fungi; Ascomycota; Sordariomycetes; Diaporthales; Diaporthaceae
Exons: 5
Coding region: 1-1743 (580 amino acids)
Source: RefSeq, a predicted model, not a curated record
AUGACAGCUCGUAAUAUGCGCAUCGAAGCAGUUCUGGUAGCAGGUUUCGCCUUGCUCAGCCACGCCCAUCCCAGACACCUCACCGUUGACCUCGGAUACGAGAGAUACACAGGUGUUUACGAUAACAGCACGGAUUUGAACACAUGGAAAGGCAUUCGUUAUGCUGCUCCUCCGAUUGGAGACCUUCGCUUCAGCGCCCCUACUGAGCCAGAGUACACUGGCCAGACCGUGCUAGGGGACACCUUUGGGUCCGCCUGCCUUCAAACCUUGGCCGCUGGAGGCAACAUUCCUGCAUGGCCGCCCCUCGGAGCAGAAGAAGACCAGGACUGCCUGUUCCUGAACGUCUAUGCUCCGAGCGGGGCCAGAAAGCUCCCUGUCUAUGUCUGGAUUCAUGGCGGAGGCUACGGCCAGGCAGACGGGAGUUAUGACCUUACGGAAUUUAUCAACGCCAACGGAAACGAGUUUGUUGCUGUCUCCAUGAACUACAGACUCGGCGCUUUCGGGUUCUUGUCAUCUGAAGAUGUGAAGACGGAUGGGGCUUUGAAUGCUGGUUUACUGGAUCAGAGGUUCUCUCUAGAAUGGAUACAAAAGAACAUUCAUCUAUUUGGCGGAGACAAGUCACGGGUGACUAUCCACGGCGUGUCUGCAGGUGGUGGAUCAGUCAUGAUGCAUUCUAUCGCGAAUGGUGGUACUGACGGGGACAAGCUUUUCGAUAAGGGUAUGGCUUCCUCGCCAUAUCUUCCUAGACAUUACAACUAUGAUGACGAUUUCCCAACCUCCCUGUAUGACCAGUUUGUCACAUUGAGCGGGUGCGAAGGCGAUCCCGACAAACUGUCUUGCCUUCGCAGCAAAGAUGUCGAAGUUCUCCAGGAAGCGAAUAUCAAUGUUACCAAUGCUGCAGCAUACGGCACGUGGGCAUUCGCCCCCGUUACGGAUGGAUCUUUCAUCCAGAAAGCCCCGUCUACCCAACUGCUGGACGACAGGGCAGUGAACGGAAACCACAUGUGGGCCAGCCAUAACGCAGACGAAGGCCCUAUCUUCGUACCCAGAAAUAUCACCACUGAGAAGGCACUGGUCGAAUUUCUGCGCGUCAGUUUUCCACGAUUCGACGACAACGACAUCGCAUCUGUGCUCAAGACGUACCCUCUUUCCGAAUAUGGUAUGGACACCACCAACCCUCGUUUCGCAACGGCAGGCGACAGCGGUCCGACGGCGGUCGACGUGUCACCCUUCGCCAUUGGCAACCAACAGCGCGCCGACGCCAUCUACGCUGAAGCCACAUUCCAGUGCCCCUCCUACUGGGUAGCAACCGGCUACACUGGCGACUCAGCCAAGUCGUCAUACCUCUUCACAUACACCAGCCCGCCUGCUCCCCAUGGAGCUGACAUCUCGGGCUAUCUUGGCCCGUCGACACCAAAUCAAGGGGCUGCGUUUGUCCGGGCAUGGCAGAGCAUGUGGGGUGCUUACAUCGCUACUGGAUCGCCAAAUAUACCAAGCGAUGUUGCCAAUAACUCUGACUCUGACGUUUUGUCGAACUGGCCGAGAUGGGGAAACAACUUGAUGGUUAAUUUCAACCAGACUGGCGGCACGCCGACAACAGCAGACGCCGGGCUCGGUCUUGGGGAGAUUGCUGUCAAUGUUGAGCCUGGACUGGAGAAUGCAUUCAGGGAAGUUGAUGCCAGGACGUGGGAGGGAGGUAGAGGAAAGAGGUGUGAUUUCUGGAGGCAGAUGGCUCCCAAGUAA